This is a messenger RNA of Stereum hirsutum FP-91666 SS1, 582 nucleotides long. RefSeq lists its product as uncharacterized. The transcript is spliced from 2 exons. The record is from RefSeq and is a predicted model, not a curated record. Bases 214 to 501 code for a protein of 95 amino acids. Lineage: Eukaryota; Fungi; Basidiomycota; Agaricomycetes; Russulales; Stereaceae.
GGGGUUUUAAGGAGAUUCGUCUACAGCGGAGGAAUGUUGCCUAUGGGCGCGCAUAUGGCAGCGAUUGGUUCGCCAACAGGGCUUAGGUACAUCUUGGGUCACGCGUAAAUAACAUAUGAUACCGAGCUCAGCUGAGAGUUUUCCCAGGUCCAAGCGAAUGAGAGCUGGUGGAUGCCUAACAGGUGACCACCAGCGGUGGUAACAUGGCUAAGCAUGGUUGCCUCAGAUCAAGAGUGGGCUCGAGGUGCAUUCCGAGUCUUCGCACUGGUCGUGGAAAGUAGAAUCGAGGCACGUCGAAAGACUGACAUGACUGGUCCAUUCCGCACACUGUUAUACCAAAGGUGGGGGCGCGUUCGCUACCACGCGGCUUCCUUCCUGGCUAUAAUGGGGUGGUAUGUUGCCCGAUUAAAUCUGCGAGCACGAGGAACGUUAAUGGAUGCAAGUAAUGUGAUCAAGAAUAGUUUUGAACUUGGCAAUGAUUCCUGGACAGUGAGGGUUUGAACCCUUUUGAAACCCCCUGAAAGCCCCCUGAAAGCAUCCCGGAACCGCUGCUGCGCGAGGAUAAAAUCGACAGCUCCCAAA